Otolemur garnettii (small-eared galago) is the source of this 2789-nucleotide messenger RNA. Its product is annotated as SEC14-like protein 4. The transcript is spliced from 12 exons. Lineage: Eukaryota; Metazoa; Chordata; Mammalia; Primates; Galagidae. Gene Ontology annotation, cellular component: cytoplasm. The record is from RefSeq and is a predicted model, not a curated record.
GCGGUCGCUGCUGCUGCCUGCAGACGCCUGAGGGCACCAUGAGCGGCCGAGUCGGGGACCUGAGCGUCCAACAGCAGGAGGUGCUGGCCAGGUUCCAGGAGAAUGUCCAGGACCUGCUGCCCACCUUGCCCAAUGCUGAUGUCUACUUCCUCCUGCGCUGGCUCCGAGCUCGGAACUUUGACCUACAGAAAUCUGAGAACAUGCUCCGGAAGCACGUGGAGUUCCGGAAGCAGCAAGACCUGGACAACAUCCUCUCAUGGCAGCCACAGGAGGUGCUGCAGCUGUAUGACACUGGUGGUCUGUGUGGCUAUGACUAUGAAGGCUGCCCCGUGUGGUUCAACAUCAUCAGGGCAGUAGGGAAGAAGGGCUUGAGUUUGUCUGGCGAAGGUCUCCCAGCUGGAGCUGUGGCCUGACCAGUGUAUCUGCUCCGUCCCAUGCAGCUGGGAAGGAAGAUUGAGGUGGUGCUGAUGGUGUUUGACGUAGAGGGCCUGAGCCUGAAACACCUGUGGAAGCCAGCUGUGGAGGUCUACCAGCAGUUUUUUGUCAUACUGGAAGAAAAUUAUCCUGAGAUGCUGAAGAAUUUAAUUAUCAUUCGAGCCUCCAAACUGUUCCCCGUGGCCUUCAACUUGGUCAAGUCAUUCAUGAGUGAGGAGACACGCAGGAAAAUAGUGAUUCUGGGAGACAACUGGAAGCAGGAGCUCACCAAGUUCAUCAGCCCUGACCAGCUGCCUAUGGAGUUUGGGGGGACCAUGACUGACCCUGAUGGCAACCCCAAGUGCUCAACCAAGAUCAACUACGGGGGUGAGGUGCCCCGGAGCUACUACCUUCGCAACCAGGUGAGGGCACAGUAUGAGCACUCAGAGUCCGUAGGCCGUGGCUCCUCCCUGCAGGUGGAGAACGAGAUCCUGUUCCCAGGCUGUGUGCUCAGGUGGCAGUUUGCAUCAGAUGGUGGGGACAUCGGGUUUGGAGUUUUCCUGAAGACCAAGAUGGGGGAGCGGCAGAGGGCUGGGGAGAUGACAGAGGUGCUGCCCAGCCAGCGAUACAAUGCCCACCUGGUGCCUGAGGACGGGAGCCUGGCCUGUCUCAAGGCCGGCGUCUAUGUCCUGCGCUUUGAUAACACCUACAGCCUGAUGUAUCCCAAGAAGGUCAGCUACACUGUGGAGGUGCUGCUCCCCGACAAGGCCUCUGAGGAGAAGUUACAGAGCCUGAAGGCUGCAAGACCCUCCCCAGUGCAAUGAAGACCCUGGCUGCCACCUCUUCAAUCCCUUUGUACCCCACUAGAUCCCUGCCCUUCAAGGAGGGUGGGUGCUGAAGAUAAGCACAGAAAGCCACUUACUCUGUGCCACACCUCAGAAAAGGGACAACCAAUGCCUAGGCCAUCCUAAAGUCUUAGACGGGCACUUCAUCUCCUGUUUCCUGAGGAUGAACCAGCAUCCACUAAGGAAGAAGCUACCCUUGCAUCCCUCCUGACAAAACUCACCCAUUCUAGGACUUGCCCAUGCCUGGUGUCCCCGUUUCCAGGGGCAGGGCGGUCUUUGCAUACACCCCAGGCCCUGCAUGGAGCAAUUUCAGGCCUUAAGAGCCAAGAAGCUCUAUUUUCUGCAGGGUCAGCCGGAGGCAGCUGGGUGGGGAGAUGGGGCAGGGGUGAGGGUCUCAGUUCCAGCAGAGUAUCCAGAUCCAUCCAAGCUGCUUGUUAUGUGUUUGGAGGGAAAAUCAGAAAUGGAGAAGUGGGACCCAGCAGGGGUAAUCAGUGACAAAAGCCACACACAACACAGCGUUGAGUGGAUAACAAUGGAAUCUCCAGGGAAUUCCCAGUGACUUCCCCUCCACACCUGCUGUGAUCCUGCCAACAUGACUCUUCCUGCAGAGGCUGGGAGCAGGGCAGACCUGGAGCCACAGUGCUGUGAUACAGGGAGUGCAGCUGCCAUCCCCGGGAGCCCACGUGGGCUCUGAGGUGCUUCUUCAAGAACCAUCAAGAUUUUCCUCCAUCUUUAUAUCUAGCCAAGGGGACAGCAGAAGAUCGGCUGACAGCACCCCUCAUGUUCACCACCCAGCAGCUGGCCAAUGAUGGCCCAGAGGCUGGCCUCAUGGUGCCUGCAGUCAGGACUGCCACCUGCUCUGCCGGGCCUCUGCACCCAACAGAGAAGACCUUGCCUAGGAACAAGGUGUGACUAUGUGAGUUGACUCCAGGGAACAACGAAGAGCCUGGGAGCCCACCCUGUGCUGCCCUGCCUCCUCCCCACCCUGCCCUCUGCCCCAGGCCAGUGGCCACCAGUAUCUCAGAAGACCUGAGCCACAGCUCAAUAUCAUUGUUCCCGCUGUUUGUCUUUCUGGGUUAAUGUCUCAGAGGGCAAAAGAGUACCAUCCACUCAGGUGAUGUCCUGAGAGCAAGAGGCCAGGCAGAUGUUCCUGUGAAAGGUGCCCUUGUUGCAAAGUGUUGGCCUCCUGAACAGCCAGGCCCCACGAGAGACCAGAAACCUCAGCAAACACCACCUGCCCAGACAUGUUCCAAAUGAGAAGCCAGGCUCUGGCCGCUCCCUGCUCUCAGAUUCUGUGAUUUCACUUUCUCCAGUUAAGGGGAACUUUCUCAAUUACCUCAGGACCCUUUUGGGUGAGAAAAUGCUGAGGCUUGAGAAGGUGAGGGUCUUCAUGUGAGCACUGUGGCGUUCUUGUUGUCCCUCAGCCCCUGUUCCUGGGGCAGCUGCACCGUUCCUGGGCGCACAAAGUUUGAACAGCAGCCCUGCUGCUAUGAAAAGCUAAGCUAAAUUAAACUAAACUAAAUGCCUAAA